Messenger RNA from Andrographis paniculata, 1605 nucleotides. RefSeq lists its product as uncharacterized. The record is from RefSeq and is a predicted model, not a curated record. Lineage: Eukaryota; Viridiplantae; Streptophyta; Magnoliopsida; Lamiales; Acanthaceae. The transcript has 10 exons. The coding region runs from base 80 to 1378 and encodes 432 amino acids.
UAAUUAGAAAGUUGGCAAUCAGACACUGAACGCUUUGGAAUCGUAGGCCGGUAGAGAAAGUCUUCACCAUCUCACAGCUAUGGCGAGCUUCGCAUGGACGGGGAUGCCACGUCCAAGCUUUGCAUCUCUUCACGCCGAUUCCAUGCCCUCAAAGUGUCUCCUGCACCUCCGGAACCUCCCUUACAACCGUAGCUCCGUCCGUCGUGCCGGAAUUUGUUGCAGCUCCAACGGCGGUUCCGAACAAACUAAUCGUGAGCAAACGACGGGAAUUCAGCUUUACAGGGAUAUCGAGAGAGUACUUACAGAGACUGUGCGACAGUCUCAAGCUAGUUGGAGUGGCUCAGGAGACUGGAAUGAAAUAGAGGGAGCAUGGGUCUUGCGGCCAAAAAAUGAGUUAACGUCAAUUGUACAUUUUGUUGGUGGGAUAUUUGUGGGGGCUGCUCCACAACUUACUUACCGCUUGUUCCUUGAACGUCUUGCAGAUAAGGGAGUCUUAGUUAUUGCUACCCCAUAUGCCAGUGGUUUUGAUCACUUCUUGAUUGCUGAUGAAGUGCAGUUUAAAUUUGAGAGGUGUCUUCGAAGUCUCCAAGAGAGUGUUGAGGAUGUUCCUACUUUUGGCAUCGGUCAUUCAUUGGGAUCUGUUAUUCAUCUUCUGAUAGGUUCGAGAUAUGCCGUGCAAAGAAGUGGGAAUAUUCUAUUGGCAUUCAACAACAAGGAAUCAAGCCUAGCUAUACCUCUGUUUUCUCCAGUUCUUGUGCCAGUGGCCCAAAGCCUUGGACCAUUAUUAUCACAACUAGCAUCAUCGCCAACUGUUCGUCUUGGGGCUGAGAUGACAAUGAAACAGUUUGAAAACCUUAGUCCAUCCAUCUUGAAGCAAGUUCUUCCUCUGGUAGAGCAGCUUCCUCCAUUGUACAUGGACUUAGCUAAUGGGAGAGAAGAUUUUUCUCCUAAGCCUGAAGAAACUCGACGAUUGAUCAAGGCAUACUAUGGAAUCUCAAGGAAUUUACUAAUAAAGUUUAAAGAUGACAGCAUCGAUGAAACUUCUAUACUAGCCCAGGUUUUAAGCUCAGAAUCUGCUGUUAGUUCAAUGCUGGAUUUGUCUCUUCGUAUGCUGCCCGGAGAUCAUGGCCUGCCUCUACAACAGGUUCUUCCGGAUGUUCCCCCAGCAAUGGCGGAGGCAGUAAAUCGUGGAGGGGAGUUCCUGGCAAACUUAACUGCAGGUACGCCAUGGGAGGCUGUUGCCAAAGAAGUGAGCAACACAUUUGGUUCAGACUCCACGAUUUUCAGCACAGGGAAUCAGAAGGACAUUGAUCUGCUAGUCGAUGUAAUUACAGCAUGGAUUGCCUCUAGCUCUGGUCCGAGGCUUCUAAGGCCGUAGAUUAGGCGUCACAUGACUUACGAAAGAAUCUUCGAUGAGCUUCAUACAUACACAACAGGUACUAUACCAGCUAUUUCACCUUAGGUAAAUGUAAAUGAGUUAUAAAAAGCUUGAAUAAUGAAGCUUAAGUGCUAUACAUGGAUGGAUCAUUGGUAUGGAAAGAAAUAUUGGUGGUAGUAAGGUAAAUGUGAGUAAUGCAUCAUAUUAUAUCGAAAGGUUUUUUUUUU